Messenger RNA from Peniophora sp. CBMAI 1063, 1713 nucleotides. The record is from the annotation of a GenBank genome assembly. NCBI's taxonomy places the organism in Eukaryota, Fungi, Basidiomycota, Agaricomycetes, Russulales, Peniophoraceae.
AUGAGCUCAUUCUACGUCGACGAGGCCAAGGGCUCGGAUACCGCCGGGAAGGGUACUGAGAACCAGCCAUACCAAAGCUUGGCCUACGCUCUCUUUACUCAUGGUCAAGAUGCGAAGUUACUUGUACCAAAGGACGGCGCAUGGGAGGAACCGUCACAGAGCGCGCUGAAGAAGGCGAAAAAGGGCGCUGAUGGCCUGGAGAAGAAGCGCAAGAAGGCCGAAGAGCUCGCCGCGCGCGACGCGGAGGCCAAGGCGAAGGAGGGCGAGAAACGGGAAAAGUUGAUCGAGGAAAGCAAGAAGAUCGUGCUCACCGAGGAUGCAUCGCUUCCAAAAGCGACAAAGUCGAAGAUCAACCAACUCGCAUCACUCCGCGACCAGCGUGUCCGCGUCAAUGGUUGGGCACAUCGAAUCCGUGAUCAGGGCGGUAUCAUCUUCAUCACUGUCCGCGACGGGACUGGCUACCUUCAGUGUGUCCUUUCUGGCAACCCUGCUAAAACCUACGACGCGUUGACAUUGACAGUCGAGUCGACUGUUGAAGUUGUUGGCACACUCAAAGCAGUUCCUGAAGGAAAGACAGCUCCCGGUGGACACGAGUUAUCUGUCGACUACUGGCGGGUUCUUGGGAAGGCACCCGGUGGUGAUGAAGCCUUUACCAACCGCUUCAACGAGAAAUCUGACCCGUCCAUUCUCGCCGACUUGAGGCACUUCGUCAUCCGGGGAGAGAACGCCUCGAACGUGCUUCGCCUCCGUUCAGCAUUGCUCAACUCGUUCCGCUCAGAAUAUGCCAAAAUGAACAUCACCGAAGUCAACACGCCUUGUAUCGUUCAGACGCAGGUUGAAGGUGGCGCAACGCUCUUCGGGCUCAACUACUACGGCCAGCCGGCCUAUCUCACGCAGAGUUCACAACUUUACCUCGAGACAUGUCUUCCCGCUCUUGGCGAUGUGUUCACUGUUCAGGAGAGCUUCCGCGCCGAGAACAGUCACACGCGCCGUCAUCUGGCCGAGUAUACACACUUGGAGGGCGAGCUCGGCUUCAUCACGUUCGAUGAUCUCAUGGACCAUAUCGAGGCCAUUAUCUGUAACACCGUUGACGCGCUCGUGCAGGAUGAGGCGUCUUCGGCACUCAUCCAGCAACUUAACCCCGGGUUUAAGCCGCCGGCGCGACCCUUCAAGCGUAUGUCGUACGUGGACGCUAUUGCGUGGCUUGUCGAACACAAGAUACAACAUGAGAAGGAGGACGCGGAUGGGAACGCCGUGCUUGAUGAGCAGGGCAAGCCGGUAAUGGUCGAUCAUGCCGUCGGCGACGACAUCGCGGAGGCAGCCGAGCGCCAGAUGACUGAUAUCAUCGGCACGCCAAUCUUCCUGCACAGUUUCCCCGCCGAGCUCAAGGCCUUCUACAUGAAGAAGAUCCCGGGGCAGGAAAACUCCAACCAUAUCUACACGGAGAGUUGCGAUCUACUCAUGCCCGGCGUCGGAGAAAUCGUCGGAGGCUCAAUGCGCAUCGCUGACCACGACGAGCUCAUGGCUGCAUACAAACGCGAGGGCAUGGAUCCCACCCCGUACUUCUGGUACGUAGACCAACGCAAAUACGGUACAUGCGAACACGGCGGUUAUGGGCUUGGUGUGGAGCGCUUCCUGGCCUGGCUCGCCAACCGUUAUACCGUCAGGGAAUGCGCUCUGUAUCCGAGAUGGCCGGGUCGUGCGACGCCCUGA